Molecule: messenger RNA, 7140 nt
Organism: Anguilla rostrata (American eel)
Lineage: Eukaryota; Metazoa; Chordata; Actinopteri; Anguilliformes; Anguillidae
Gene: capn15
Product: calpain 15
Biological process (GO): proteolysis
Cellular component (GO): cytoplasm
Molecular function (GO): calcium-dependent cysteine-type endopeptidase activity
Source: RefSeq, a predicted model, not a curated record
UAUAUGUGACAUCGAUUUCUGUGUUGGACUGAGGAUGUCCUUGUAGCUUAAUAUGUAUAUUCCAUUUUUAUAAUAUCCAGCGUCACUGUGUAAAAGGAGCUAUAUAUGCGUGACUGCCCUCCCCAGCUGCUCUCAAUCCUGGUUCGCUCUUCUAAAAACCUCGUUGAGCGCAUGCGUCCUGCUGACUCGCAGCAAUCCGCUGGAAGGAGUAGAUUGCAACUACGCUUGCUGCUAUGAACUGAGGGAGAAAUACAGACAUGGAAAAAUAGAAAUACAAUGCAAUGAAACCACAUCGGUGCACAGGCAUACAGUACCCGUCAUGGAUCUGCGCAGUGGGGAGACUUGUGUUUCUGAAGCGGCGAGAGGGUCGAAGUAAGGGUGUCUCAUAAUAUUAGCUAGUCAGCUAAUGUUCAGCAUCCUGUACGAUGGAACUGUGAGAGGAAAGUCCGAAGCUCGAGCGGGCAGAAGAAAGCAAAUUGGAAUAAUAAACAGAACACGGACAAAUAAGCCAUUAUUUAAAAGUACUUGUGCUUAUUUUCACAUUUCUUUAUUAUAUUUUUUCCCGUGUAGCCUAUUUUACUGGCUCACGAGUUUCGGGAAAGUGGAAGACUGCAUGCAGAACAGAGAGAAUGGUUUCUUCAGUAUCCGACCCAAAAUGUAACGUCGCCCCUGGAGUGGGCUACCGCUAAUUAUAUGUGAUUGACGGUGGGUGAGCUUCUAAAACGUGCAAAGUGAUUCAUACCGCGUAACGCAAUACCCAUGUAGCAAUUGAAUGUUGCCAAUAUCGUAAACAAAGACGCUAUAGAGUGUUUUAAUGAUUGACAACGGCAGAGAGAAUAUUCAUGAUUUAAAACGGAUUGCCAAAAACUUAAGAGCGGUCGUAGGCUUGUUUGACAUAAAGAAACAAAAGUGUAUAUUCUAAUUAAAUAAGGGUCAAUAUAGCAUAAAAUGUGGAUUACUUGUGAGGCUUAUUUAAAAUACGCGAGUAGGCUAUUAAAUAGCGCAUUUCACGCGCCAAUUCGAUGCAGCAGCCAGUGUGUACCCAACAGUAGUAAUCGGCGAGUUUAUUAUAUCCCGCACUGUGCUUUUGAGUUGACACAUGGGUAUUUCCCCACACACGAGUUGGUCUUGUGAAGUGGAUAAAACUGAAAUAAAGUCGUGCGUUUAAAGAUGGAGAACGGAGAGGUCUCACCUGCUAUCUACACGCGACCCCGGUCUUUAUCUGUGCCUCAGGACAAAGUGUCUAUUUUUAUCUGCGCUGUUCAUGAAGUGUCCUCUAUGUUUGUCGCUCAGUGCUGAAACAUCUCAGUCGACACUAUUAUAAUCAUAAACAGUAGCCUGUGUUUACGUUUUGCUUUUGAUUGUGUUCUAAUGCUGUCACUUGGCGUUAUUGGAGCGGAUGGUCCUCAGGGGCAUGGUGUAAUAGGACAAGGACUCCCUAACAUGAUUGCUUCAGUCCAAGGCUGAAAUUACUACUGAAAUGAGACUGUCAUUUGAAUGAGAUUCGCUAAUGCUCUGCGGCAGCUGUACAACGGUGCAAAAUCCGGAAGGUGAGCUUCUAAACGCUUGUAUCAUAACGCAAAUGUAGCAGCAUUGUUUGGGAAAGGAACAUCGUCGUUAUUUCAGACGGAAUGUGCAAGGGAUCUACAAUCUAUACCGAGAUUAAAUUGGAUCCAGUCUGAAAAUAAAAACAAAACUUUGGACAUCAUUUUAAAAUGUAAAUGUAGACGUUUUAGGCAUGUUUUGGUUUGACAAUUGAUGAGAGGCAGCUCUUUUUAGAUUAAUUGUAACCCGUCUACUGUCAGAAACUUGAUUUUAUGAAAAUGCCAGUUUUUCUAUUCUCCGGCUGUUUUCAUUAAUUUAUUUUUACGUAUUCAUAACAGUAACCCAACAUUUUCCAGUGUGUACACAUGUCCUCUCCGUCUUGCAGUAAUCGUAGUUAAGUGCACUUUGGGUUCAUGUAGCAUGUACAGCUAUGUGGAACUUCGAGCUCACUGCUGCCCUUACAGUCUCUGCUAACGCUGACGAGCUAUGAGAAGUGAAGUAAAGGCCAGCUCGGGAGGACAACGUGCACUUUCUCUGGGAUUGAAAACGCAAGGGGAAGGAUUGAUAUUCUCUUUGAAAGCUUGCUGGAGGCAUCUCUGCAUCACCAGAUUGGAAGCUCUGCUUUCGUGGUACAUUUGUGGGUAGUAGGACAUUCACCACAGUGGAGGCAGAGAUCGCACUCACACACCAAACUGGACUUUUUAAAUGUAGGCAAAGAAGAUUAUCCAAUGGGGCUUCAGAAUUACGAGCAAGUCUAAUGAUGCACUUUGGGACCUUUAAUGAACUUUUUAGGCACCAUAACAGAUGGAGAACAAGCAAACAAAGGAAGGGUAUUUUUAAUUCCUGGCCAUUCUGGACUGUAACAAGAUUUUACCAAAGGACUAGGAUUUAAUGAUCAGUAAUCCUGCCUGGACCCUGCUACCCUGAUCCUGUCAGUCUGAAGUCCAACACAACAGAACCACAGUCGAUUCUGUUUAACCCCAUGAUCUAUUGGUGUCUGUUCUUGUGUAGGGCAGAUUGAAGAGGCUUAAGUUGUGUGGAUUGAACGCGAGUAAAGCUACACCUGUAACCUUUCAUAGUGCAAACUUGCUGUUGUAGUUGGCCUCCUCGUGGGUAGUUCCCCCAAAUUCGAGGCAAUGGUUCGAUAUCUUCCUGUCAUGGAUAAGCAGUUUAUCUCUGGGGGUCUCUGGAAGGCAGCUACACUGAAAUGACUGGACUGAACUCUGACAUCAGCUAAUGUGGAGUUCUGGUACGGAGCUGUGCUGCUUCACAGCAGAAGGUAUUAAAGGAUAAAAGUGGCUUUUUCCCUCUUCAGGGUGGAAGGUUUGGCUUCAGCUGUCCCAAUAUUUUUUUUUAUUUUUUAUUUUUUUACUUUGUCAAAGAACAAAGACAUUCAAAACUAGACUUCCUUGUUUGGUGAAACACCUAUCCCGGCCUUGAACUUUAAUCGCGUUUAGAUAACAGGUGCUUUGAAUGAUUUUUUUUUCCUUUGAUUUAUUUGUUGUUGGAAUUUUUGGUGAUAGCGUUCACCAGGCACGGAAGGGAGUCCUUUCUGUGGCAUUGCCAGAGGAAUCUGUUCCAUUGGAAAUGCAGCGUCUGUGGAGUCAGAUCUUUCUGAGCCUUAGCGUGUCUGAGGAUAGAUGAACAGGCUUGCUUCUCUGUCACCUGGGAUCUCUCACUCUCCAGACCUUCUGUAUGUGUGAGGCUGCUGUCAGAAGUGCAUUAGUAGUGCUUUCCCCGGAGAGACAGAGGCUAGAAGCAGGCUACCCCCAGGGCCGGCUCUGAAACCCCCGUGACCCAGGAAGGGCGAUGGGGAGCUCGGCGUCUUCUCUCACCGCAGAGACCGAGUCGGAUCACGGGUUCCGCAGCACCCCCUACCCGUCGUCGCCCCCUAUGGGCUGGCUCAGGAACAGCCACAGCAGCCCAGUGUGGGGGACCACCUUCAUUUCCCGGCAACAGCAGGCUCCCAUCCCGCACCGCGAGCGCAGUCACUCCCACUCCCCAGGCUCCAUGGCGACGGCAGCGCGGGGCGGGGAGUGGUCGUGCGGCCGCUGCACCUUCCUGAACGCCGGCGCCGCCCCGCGCUGCUCCAUCUGCGAGGCGCCGCGGCAGAAGCCCGACCUCAACCAGAUCCUGCGCCUGAGCAGCACGGAGGAGCGCCGCUGGGCCUGCCCCCGCUGCACCGCCGGCAACCAGCAGGGGGCGGGCGCCUGCUCCGUCUGCGGCUUUGGGCCCUCCCCCGGCACGCCGGCCGCCAACGGGCUCCUCCUCCUCCCCCCGCCGCCGCCGCCGCCGCCGCCGGCCCCCGAGCCGCCCGCGCCCCCCGCCGUGCCCCCCGUCCCCUCGGCCGCCUCCCUGGCCGUGCUCCUGGAGCCGCGCGGCCAGCAGCCCCCCCGGGAGGACCCGCGGAGGGCGGAGAGCAACGGGGACGCCUGCGCCCCCGACCCGCAGUCGGGCUGGGCCUGCCCGCGCUGCACCCUCCACAACACCCCCGUGGCCCUGUCCUGCUCCGCCUGCGGGGGGCCCCGUAAGCUCUCGCUGCCCAAGAUCCCCCCCGAGGCCCUGGUGGUGCCGGAGGUGCGGACGCCCGUGGCGGGGUUCCCCGUCCACUCCGCCGCCGGCGCCGCCCCUCUCCUGAUCGACCUGACGGAGGAUUCGCCCCCUCCCCCUUCGGAACCCCCGGAGCCCCCCCGCGCCCCCUCCCAGCCCCCGUCCUCCCCGUUCGGGCCCCUCUCCUCCCUGCAGAACAACCCGGUGCCCCGCAGCCGGCGGGAGGUCCCCCCGCCGGGACGGCCCCCCAACCCCGCCCCCAGCCCCACCUCCCCGUCCACGGCGGGCGGCCCCGCCCCCUGCCCCCCGCGGCCCCCCAAACCCAAGCACCCCCAGCCGCAGCCGCAGGAGCCCCUCCCCAGCAAGCGGCUGAGCGUCCUGGAGGAGGAGGAGCCGCCCCGCCCCCUGCCGCUGACCCCGCCCCCCUCCUGGAAGUGCCCCGGCUGCUCCCUGCCGCCGCUGGGCGGGGCCUCCAGGUGCGAGGCGUGCCGCUCGCCCCGCGGCGACCUCAUCGACCUGGCGGGGGAGUCGGUGCGCUUCACCCCGUCCGGCCCGUCCAGCCCGGACUUCAGCGCCUGGGCCUGCGCCAAGUGCACCCUGCGCAACCCCACGGGGGCGCCCAAGUGCAGCGCCUGCGGCUGCUCCAAGCUGCACGGCUUCCAGGAGCAGCAGCCCCCCCGCUGCUCGCAGUGCGCCGCCGCGCCCGGCUGCUGCUCCUGCCCCUGCUACGCCGUCAAGGAGCGGGCCCGCAAGCAGGCCCGGGUCUUCCCCUCGCCCUCCGGCCCCGGGGCGCCCCCGGGGGCCCUCCCGGGACUCCCGGAGAAGGCCGGCCAGUGGGCGUGCCCCGCCUGCACCCUGCUGAACGACGUGAAGGCCAAGCACUGCGCGGCCUGCCACACGCCCCAGCACUACCUGGCCCUGCGCAAGGUGGCCAAGCCGCUCAAGCGGCGCGAGAGCGUGCACGUGGAGGCCCGCCGCCGCACCGACGAGGGCGAGGCCAAGGAGCUGUGGGAGAACAUUGUCAGCUUCUGCAGGGAGAACGCGGUGAACUUUGUGGACGACAGCUUCCCGCCCGGGCCGCGAUCGGUGGGCUUCCCGGAGGGAGACAGCGUGCAGCAGCGCGUGAAGAAGUGGCUCCGCCCCCACGAGAUCAACUGCAACAACUUCAAGGACCGCGGCGUCAAGUGGUCCGUCUUCCGCACCCCCCGGCCCUCCGACAUCCUGCAGGGCCUGCUGGGAAACUGCGGGAGCUGCGUAGCGGUCUGCGGCUCGCUGGUGUUCCUGAGCGCCCUGGCGGUGCUGGCGGAGCGGCCCGAGCUGGUGGAGCGGGUGAUGAUCACGCGGGCCAUCUGCCAGGAGGGGGCGUACCAGGUGCGGCUCUGCAAGGACGGAACCUGGAUCACUGUGCUGGUGGACGACAUGCUGCCCUGCGACGAGUACGGCUACCUGCUCUUCUCCCAGGCCCAGAGGAAGCAGCUGUGGGUGGCCCUGAUCGAGAAGGCGCUGGCCAAGCUGCACGGCUCCUACUUCGCCCUGCAGGCGGGCCGCGCCAUCGAGGGGCUGGCCACGCUCACCGGCGCCCCCUGCGACUCGCUCAUGCUGCAGGUCAGCUCCACCAACCCGCGCGAGGAGCCCAUCGACACCGACCUCAUCUGGGCCAAGAUGCUCAGCUCCAAGGAGGCAGGGUUCUUGAUGGGGGCGUCCUGUGGCGGAGGCAACAUGAAGGUGGAUGAUUUGAUGUAUGAGUCACUGGGUCUGCGCCCCCGACACGCCUACUCCAUCUUGGACGUUCGAGAUGUUCAGGGCUACAGGCUGCUCCGGCUGCGUAACCCGUGGGGCCGCUUCUCCUGGAACGGCAGCUGGUCGGACGAGUGGCCCGACUGGCCGCAGCACCUGCGCCACGAGCUGAUGGCCCACGGCAGCAGCGAGGGCGUCUUCUGGAUGGAGUACGGCGACUUCAUCAAGUACUUUGACUCGGUGGACAUCUGUAAGAUCCACUCGGACUGGCAGGAGGUGCGCCUGCAGGGCUGCUUCCCCAGCCGGGCCAGCGGGCCGGUCACCGUGACGGCGCUGACGGUGCUGGAGAGGACGGCGCUGGAGUUCGCCCUCUUCCAGGAGGGCGGCAGGCGCUCGGACACGGCGGACAGCCACCUGCUGGACCUGUGCAUCAUGGUGUUCCGCGCGUCCUUCGGCAGCGGCAGCAAGCUGGCGCUGGGCCGGCUGCUCUCCCACAGCAAGCGCGCGGUCAAGAAGUUCGUGGGCUGCGACGUGAUGCUGGAGCCGGGGGAGUACGCCGUGGUCUGCUGCGCCUUCAACCACUGGCACAUGGGCACUGGAGCCGCCCUCACCCCCGUGUCCAGUCCCACCAGCAGUGGGCGCCCCAGCCAGGACAUCCCCGGGUACAUUCUGGCGAUCUACAGCUCCCGGCAGGUGAUGGUGGAGCAGGUGGAGGCCAUGGCAACCACUCUGGCAGACGCCAUUAUCCUACUGACUGAGAACAAGGGUGAAAGGCACGAGGGCAGAGAGGGCAUGACAUGUUACUACCUGACCCACGGGUGGGCGGGGCUCAUUGUAGUGGUGGAAAACCGCCACCCCAAGUACUACCUCCACGUAUCGUGUGACUGCACGGACAGCUUCAACGUUGUGUCCACGCGCGGAAGCUUGAAGACCAUUGACAGCGUUCCGCCCUUACACAGGCAGGUGCUGGUGGUCCUGUCUCAGCUGGAGGGCAACGCCGGCUUCUCCAUCACGCCCCAAGGCGCACCCAAGGCCGCCAGAGCCGCUGGGGACUGGCCGCCCCUAACGGCCACCCACGCCCUCGCCACCCCCGACAUCGAGGCUGCAGCCCACUGCCCGCCCUUCGGGGCCACCGCCGCCAGAGGAGGUGUCGGCGCCUCCGUUUCUCCUCCUGUCUAUUUUUUCACCGCGGGAGAACUCGUUUACCAGCGCCCCGCCCCGUCUGCGCGCCUCACCCUAGCCGUGACCCCUCCCCCUCGCUCCGGGCCAAUCAGACGCGAGCAGCGGUACGGCAGCCGCGUGUCCUGA